CUCCUUUUUGUUGUCCUGUCCUUUUAUACCCCUCAAUUUCCCCUCUCCCCCUUUUCUUCUCCAUACGGAGAUGCCCAUUUCACUGCUCAAUCUCUACUGAUCGCCACCCUCUUUGUUGGGCUUCUCCACAAUCACAAUCCCCCACCCUUUAAUGGGGAUUGACAGCUCUCCCGCUGAUCGCAAACGCAACCAGUUUUCUGAAUUGCCCAAACAAACUACUACGAAUAACAAGUCGAAGAAGAACCGGCGCCGGCAUAAGAAGCCGUCGCCGGUUCAGCAACUUUAUGAAAUCUGUAACCAUGUCUUCGCCUCCACUGGCACUGGAACCGUUCCCCCUUCUCCCGAUAUCGAACGGAUACGAUCUGUUCUGGAUAAAAUGAAGCCAGUAGACGUUGGGUUGUCGCCGGAGAUGCCGUAUUUUCGGACGACAGCCGGUCAACGAAGUCCUCCUCCUAUAACAUAUUUGCACAUCUAUGAGAACAGCAAAUUCUCUAUGGGAAUAUUUUGCUUGCCUCCAUCAGGCGUCAUUCCACUGCACAACCAUCCUGGAAUGACAGUCUUCAGCAAGCUUCUCUUUGGGACCAUGCACAUCAAGGCGUACGACUGGGCCGAGGUCGGUGCCGAGACAAGUGCAUCUGCGACCGUAGACGCGUCCAAUGGCACAUCUUCUCCAAGCAGUGUUCGGUUGGCGAAAGUUAAGGUAGACGCCAACUGCACGGCACCAUGCGACGCAUCAAUUCUUUACCCUGCAGACGGAGGAAACAUACACUGCUUCACGGCCGUGACCGCAUGUGCAGUGUUAGAUGUGCUCGGCCCUCCUUACAAUGAUCGCGAUGGUCGGCAUUGCUCGUACUACCUCAGCUUUCCUUUCACCAAAUUUUCAGUCGAUGGGGUUUCGGUAACGGAAGAAGAGAGGGAAGGCUAUGCAUGGCUUGAAGAAAGAGAGCAACCUGCUUCUUUUACUGAUCUUUCUUCUCUGUGGAACAUGAAUUAGGUACUUUUUUUUUGUUCACUCAUCUUACUGUUUUUAAUCAUCUUUUUGUAUAUAGUCAAGUUAGAAAGUGACAAGUAAAAAGGAGUAUGAAUUUGUUAUGUUCUUCCAA
Molecule: messenger RNA, 1103 nt
Organism: Momordica charantia (bitter melon)
Lineage: Eukaryota; Viridiplantae; Streptophyta; Magnoliopsida; Cucurbitales; Cucurbitaceae
Product: plant cysteine oxidase 2
Molecular function (GO): oxidoreductase activity, acting on single donors with incorporation of molecular oxygen, incorporation of two atoms of oxygen
Source: RefSeq, a predicted model, not a curated record